Pistacia vera is the source of this 952-nucleotide messenger RNA. Its product is annotated as chlorophyll a-b binding protein 6A, chloroplastic. Gene Ontology annotation, biological process: response to light stimulus; photosynthesis, light harvesting in photosystem I. The record is from RefSeq and is a predicted model, not a curated record. Gene Ontology annotation, cellular component: membrane. NCBI's taxonomy places the organism in Eukaryota, Viridiplantae, Streptophyta, Magnoliopsida, Sapindales, Anacardiaceae. The transcript is spliced from 4 exons. The coding region runs from base 86 to 829 and encodes 247 amino acids.
AUUCUUUAACUCCCUCCCUUUCUCCAUUUCCAUCAUCACCACUCUCAGAAAAUCAACAAAAAGACUCUACUUUCAAGUUCUGAGAAUGGCUUCCAAUACAUUAAUGAGCUGUGGCAUUGCCACCACCGCCUUUCCUUCAGUCCUCUCCUCUUCUAAAUCUAAGUUUGCCACUGCCGUCUCACUUCCUAGUUCUAGUGCCAAUGCUACUUCACGCUUCUCCAUGUCUGCAGACUGGAUGCCCGGCCAACCCCGCCCGCCUUACCUCGACGGUUCAGCUCCUGGUGACUUUGGAUUUGACCCAUUUCGGCUCGGUGAGGUUCCUGAGAAUCUUGAAAGAUAUAAGGAGUCUGAACUCAUUCACUGCAGAUGGGCUAUGCUUGCUGUUCCAGGGAUGCUGGUGCCAGAGGCGUUGGGAUUAGGCAACUGGGUAAAGGCUCAAGAGUGGGCUGCAGUUCCCGGUGGACAAGCAACUUACUUAGGAAACCCAGUUCCAUGGGGCACUCUCCCCACCAUUUUGGUCAUUGAAUUCCUCUCCAUUGCCUUUGUUGAGCAUCAACGCAGCAUGGAGAAAGACACCGAGAAGAAGAAGUAUCCCGGAGGUGCUUUUGACCCCUUGGGAUUCUCCAAGGACCCCCAGAAGUUUGAGGAGUACAAAGUUAAAGAGAUCAAAAACGGUCGGCUGGCAUUGUUGGCAUUCGUUGGGUUCUGCGUUCAACAAUCGGCUUAUCCAGGCACAGGGCCAUUGGAGAACCUGGCAACUCACUUGGCUGAUCCAUGGCACAACAACAUUGGAGACGUUAUCAUCCCCAGAGGGCUUUUGCCUAACUAAUCUUUGAUCCAUGUCCACUGUAAAAUUUCAUGUAAUGAAACAAUUUUCUUGUAUUUUGACUCUUAAGAUUAGAAGUAAUUCUCUACCAAUCACUUGUAAUAUAUGAGAAUACUGUGGAAAUUA